This is a messenger RNA of Tetrahymena thermophila SB210, 1557 nucleotides long. RefSeq names its product anaphase-promoting complex subunit 5. The record is from RefSeq and is a predicted model, not a curated record. Gene Ontology annotation, molecular function: protein binding. The transcript has 3 exons. Lineage: Eukaryota; Ciliophora; Oligohymenophorea; Hymenostomatida; Tetrahymenidae.
AAAAAAAUUAAAAAAACCAUAAAAAUUGAAAUUAAAGUCAAAAGAUUUUUCUCGAAAUAGAAAUAAAAUUUGGUAGCAAUUAGGAUGAAGAGAGCAUUAUUUUUAUUAGCAAAAUCACCUUUGAUUAAUAAUAGAACAUCUUACAUAUCUAAAUUAGGAUUUAACUGCAAUUAAUUCAAAAAGUUUGAAUUAUUUAAUAAAUCAUGUUUUUAAUUCAGUUCUUCAUCUGGAUAUGAAGCUUUCAAGCAAAUUUAAGAAGUCGAAAAGCAAUUCUAGGAAGCUAUUCACAAUAAAAAUUAUGAAAAAAGUAUUCAAUUCCUUGAAGAGAAGAUUAAACUUAAAGUUUCCUCUCCUAAUAGUUCUCUUUUGAAUGAUUAUAGAAUGCUUGGUGAAAUAAAUUAACAUUUAGGUAAAGGCUAAGAAGCUUUGAAUGCAUAUGAAUAAGCAUUAAAAUUAUCAAUUAAAUUAGAAUCAAAAGAAAUUUAAGCUCUAUCUCUCGCCGAUAUCGCUGGCAUAUAUUAUCUUACUGAAAACUACUAAUAAGCUGUUGGGUAUUUUGAAGAAUCUAUUGCUCUUCUUAAGGAAGUCAAAGGAGAAGUUCAUCAAGAUGUAGGUAUGGGCUUACUUAAUUUAGGUGAAAGUUUAGUUAAAAAUUAAGAUGGAAACAAAGCCAUUUAAGUUUAUGAUGAAGCCAAAAAUAUAUACAGCAAACUACUUGAAAAUGACAAAUUAGAUUAAAAUACUGUCUUUGAAUUCAGCAGAAACAAAGGCUUGGCUUGUGACGCCUUAGGUAGCUUAAAGUUAUAAGUAGGAAACUUUUAAGAAUCACUAGAAGACCUUUAGACUGCUUUAGGAAUUUAUGGAUAAUAAUUUGGACCUGAAGAUCCUAUACUCGUAGGAACUCUCACUAAUUUAGCCAUUUUAUAUUAAUCUUUUAGAAGGGAAGAUGAUGCUUUAAAAAUUUAUUAAAGGGCUCUAAGAAUUGUUGAUACCCAUUAAAAUAGAAUUCAACCUCAUGAAUAUCUCAGUUUGAUGUUGGGAUGUGCUAAAUCUUACAAUAAUUUAGGGAGAUUCAGAGAAGCUGUUGAAAUGUUUGAUAAAUUAGAAAAUGCCACUAAAGAUUUCUAAAAAAAUAAUUAAUCUCUCCUUCCUAUGAUCAAGGGUCAUAAAGGAUUUUUACUUAUUUAACUUGAAUAAUUUGAUUAGGCUAAAGAAUAAAUUUAAGAAGGGUUAAAAAUUCUAGAAAAUGCUGAAUUUAAUAUUUACAAAGCCAUCCUCUAAACAUAACUUGCUCACAUUUUGCUGCUUCGUGAAUAAUAAUUUUAAAAGUCUUUUGAACUCGCUAAAGAAUCUUACGAUUACAUCUCUAAGUUGAGAAAAGAUGAUGCAAACUGUGGUGAUUGCCUUCGUAUUAUGGGUUUGGCUACUUCUGCUUUAGGAAAUAAAGAAGAAGCCAGAAAGUAUUUAGCCUAAUCUUUGCAGAUCUUAGAAAAAUCAGGCGAUAGAAGUGAUGAUGUCAACAAGGUUAAAUAAGAUCUUGAAAAUAUUUCAAAAUGA